Messenger RNA from Mollisia scopiformis, 783 nucleotides. RefSeq names its product putative Acetylxylan esterase A. The record is from RefSeq and is a predicted model, not a curated record. The transcript is spliced from 2 exons. Lineage: Eukaryota; Fungi; Ascomycota; Leotiomycetes; Helotiales; Mollisiaceae. The coding region runs from base 1 to 783 and encodes 260 amino acids. Gene Ontology annotation, cellular component: extracellular region. Gene Ontology annotation, molecular function: hydrolase activity.
AUGUAUGUCUAUGUGCCAAGCAAGAAGUUGGAUCCAGCUCCUAUCAUCGUCGCCAUUCAUUACUGCACUGGUACUGCACAGAAGUACUUCAGCGGUUCCAACUACGCAAGUCUUGCCGAUACUCAUGGCUUCAUUGUCAUCUAUCCUAAUGCCCCAUCCUCAGGAGGCUGCUGGGAUGUAGCAUCUACUGCUUCACUCACUCACGACAAGGGUGGCGACAGUGAGACAAUCGUCAACAUGGUCAAAUAUGCCGUCACCAACUAUGGUGGCGAUGCCGACAAAGUGUAUGCCACUGGGUCCAGCUCAGGUGCUAUGAUGACAAACGUUCUUGCUGGUGCUUACCCAGAUGUGUUCAAGGCUGGAUCAGUCUACUCUGGUGUUCCAGAUGGAUGCUUCUACGUUGCUGGUGCCACCGCAGGACAGGCCACCCCAGGCUGGAGCAACUCGUGCGCAAAUGGACAGAACAUCAAGACAGCCCAAGCAUGGGGUGAUCUCGUCCGAAGCUACUACCCAGGCUACAACGGCACUUACCCCAAGAUGCAAAUCUUCCACGGAACCGCUGAUAACACUCUCGAUUACCCCAAUCUUGCUGAGCAGAUGAAGGAAUGGUCAAACGUCUUCGGUAUCUCAUUCGUGAAGAACGUCACCAACAGUCCCCAAUCUGGAUACACUCAGAUGGUUUAUGGUGAUGGAACCAAGCUUGUUGGUUACUCUGCUCAAGGUGUUGGACACACUGUCCCCAUUCACGAGUCUAUGGAUCUCUCUUGGUUCGGCAUUGCUUAG